AUGCAGGCUUCCACGAGUGCCCACGAGGCUGGCGGGCAUGCGACGCGGAGAGGUCAUGCCGCCCAUCUAUCAAUUAGCGAUCCAAGCCACCAUGUGACGGAAGCCAUCGGACACAUGUACGACGACAACUACGAGCUUAAUGAUGCGAGACGCCUGAGCUAUAUAACAACCCCCCUCGGCGAGUCAAUAACAACCAUCUCGCGCCCCGCCGCAGGAUCCGAGUCCCUUUCUCCGUCCUCGCCACUUCACCGAUCCUCGUUCGACGGGCAAACAAUACGGGCAAAUGGAAGCCAACGGCCGCCGCCUGUUUCGAACCGGUCUUUCGAUCGGGAAAGUGAUCCCGGGCAUUCCGAUGGUGCUCGCAUGCCCUCGGACACUGCAACGUCCUCUUUUCCUCUCAACGAUAUCGACUAUGAAUCGAACCCUGCAGCCGUCGUCCAAGAACUGAACAAUCUGGCCGCGAUUCGGCGCAUGUCGAUGGAUGUGGCCGCCGCCGGUGACCCUGACCUCCCAGGCUUCGCAUCACCCCCCUCGCCCUCGGCCGACGAAGAUGACGCCUCCCGGUUAUUCUGGGUUCCUGCGCGACUACACCCCGAACUGGCCCCAAAAGAGUUCAAAUCUUUUCUCGAUAGCAAGGCCGACCAUAUUAAACGCAGAUCCGGGGAAUAUUCGACUUUAGGUUCUGAACGCCAAGGGUCAGGAGGUGGUCUGAAUCGGAAGCGCUCUAUGUUAUCGAGACAAAUCGAUAAUUCUUCAGGUUAUACAGAUGGCGCGGAUCGGUUGGAACAUAAACGCUCUCAAUCAAGUAAGCGAGCUGGCAUGUUGAGUCCCAACUUGCAACAGUUGGAAAGCUUGGUGGAUGAUUCUCAACCGAUGAACAAGGAAUCACUCGUGCGCGGCAUACAGAAUAUCGGUAUCGCAGGAAUCGAAGACAGGCCGAUCCUGCCCCCUGCACCUCCGGGAAACAGCCUACGCCGAUCAACCCGGACACAAUAUAAGAAAGCGGGCAGUUUGAAAAAGGGCGAAAAGUUACCCUACUCUAAACGAGUUGGACGAGGAGCAUCUGAAUCUGCAGGAAGUGAUACAGGACCUUCGGUUGUUCUACCACCUCAAGAGCCCACGAUUAUGGGGCUCACCCGUGUUUCGACGGAUCCUACUCCCAAAACGACGCGUGCGGCUCGAGCUCCCUCUGCCUCAUCACAUGGCUCAGCUUAUGCCCCAAGUUCACCCGUGAGUUCGACAUUCGAUCCGAUUCUCGACCAGCCUGAGGCCGAGCAGGAAGGCUUGCCCACCUCAGGUGGGCAAGCGGAUGCUGCUCUGGAUCGACCCGAGUCAGGAGAUGGGGCCAAUUCACGGAAAUGGCAUUCUCGUAUCAGCUCAAAUGGCCGAUCUACCUUGAACAUUGCCGCAGACGACCAGAAGAUCCCCGCAAUUAUUGAAACACCUCCCGCUGAAUCCAACCGCAUACCAAGUCCCCCUUCACAAAGUAGGGGGUCAUCGGAUCGUGCAACAUCGGAUCGUGCCGCGGUAUCUACGCCGUCGUCGAAACCCGCGACUUCGCAUGACCCGCCACCAAAACGCCCCAAGAAUCCUCGCCUCCCUCCCCACGAACCCGCAUCUUCGCUCAAUGACUUUGCCAAUAGCCCUCAGAUGAUACCUGGUAAUAGUACCCGCACCGACAGUCUUUCAUUCAUCCCUACCGUCUCAGAAGAACGCAAACCUGAAGAACGGAAAUCCGAGAGCAAGAAAUCCAAAGACAAGAAGGACUCUGAUGGUAGCCGCAAGUCUAGUUGGCACUGGUUGCUGGGCAGCGAAGAAAAAGACAAGAAGAAGGACAAGGACAGCGACUCGAAAAAGACCAAAUCAAAGAUUGCCGACAAAACCCAUGACAGCACACGUCUGGACGUUUUACAAUCAUCUAUCGAGAGCACUCCGCGGGGACGCGAAAGUCUUGUCUUGGACCGCCUUGAUCCGAAGCUUGAUGAAGAACGACGCAAAGACGGCGUGAGGAGAGCGUCGGGAGAUUCAAAGAAAGAAAAGGAUGGCAUUUUCUCUUCUAUUUUUGGUGGCGGACGAAAGAAGCACGCUAAUGAAGGCCAUCACCGAAAACAUUCGUCUCGAAACCUUUCUCCCGAGCCCCCAAUGCGACUACUUCGCGCCGACGUUGAUUAUCCAUGGUCUCGCUUUUCGAUUUUAGAGGAGCGAGCCAUUUACCGGAUGGCGCAUAUCAAGCUUGCGAAUCCCCGGCGAGCUCUGUACUCCCAAGUAUUACUGAGCAACUUCAUGUACUCAUACCUGGCCAAGGUACAGCAGAUGCACCCGCAGAUGCCGGUUGCUUCAUCUGGGUCAUCCCAGAGAUCAUCGAAAUCAAGAGAUCAGCCAGAUGAGUAUUUGCAAUAUCAGCGAUACCAACAGUCACAGGAGCAACAGCAACAACAACACUACGGAGAAAGUGCCUACGACGACUCUUCCAUGUACGACUAUGAUGACGAUCCGCAUGAUCGCGAUCGCUACGGUAGCCAUUCGAGGAGCGACAAGCAGGGCUAUGAAAAUGGCCAAGCUUACGGCCCGGGCCACUACCAGUACGGACACUCGUCCUUUGGCGACGACGUCCAACUUGAUGACGACGAUGACGACGAUAUGUGGUGA
Penicillium concentricum is the source of this 2649-nucleotide messenger RNA. RefSeq names its product putative telomere silencing protein Zds1. The coding region runs from base 1 to 2649 and encodes 882 amino acids. The record is from RefSeq and is a predicted model, not a curated record. Lineage: Eukaryota; Fungi; Ascomycota; Eurotiomycetes; Eurotiales; Aspergillaceae. Gene Ontology annotation, cellular component: cell septum; cytoplasm. Gene Ontology annotation, biological process: positive regulation of G2/M transition of mitotic cell cycle; establishment of cell polarity. The transcript has 3 exons.